Dipodomys ordii (Ord's kangaroo rat) is the source of this 338-nucleotide messenger RNA. Its product is annotated as cyclic AMP-dependent transcription factor ATF-6 beta-like. The record is from RefSeq and is a predicted model, not a curated record. Gene Ontology annotation, biological process: regulation of transcription by RNA polymerase II; endoplasmic reticulum unfolded protein response. Gene Ontology annotation, cellular component: nucleus. NCBI's taxonomy places the organism in Eukaryota, Metazoa, Chordata, Mammalia, Rodentia, Heteromyidae. The annotation marks the transcript as partial. Gene Ontology annotation, molecular function: DNA-binding transcription factor activity, RNA polymerase II-specific; RNA polymerase II cis-regulatory region sequence-specific DNA binding. The transcript has 4 exons.
GAAAGAUGGCGGAACUGAUGCUCAUCAGCGAGAUCGCGGACCCGACGCAUUUCUUCACCGACAAUCUUCUGAGCCCGGAGGACUGGGACAGCCCCUUGUACACUGCCUUGGAUGAAGAGGCCGAGGAGCAGACAGAGCUUUUCCGCUGCGUGGAGCAGGAUGUCCCGUUCGACAGCGGCUCCCUGGAUGUGGGGAUGGAUAUCAGUCCCCCUGAACCUCCGUGGGACUCCCUGCCUAUCUUCCCAGAUCUUCAGGUGAAGUCUGAGCCAUCUUCCCCCUGCUCUUCCUCCUCUCUCAGCUCAGAAUCAUCACAUCUCUCCACAGAGCCCUCCAGCCAG